CACAGCCUCACGCCAGACGCCACCCGCCACCCGCAACCGGUGACCGUCCGCCGUUUCUCACGAGUCACGUCCCUGCUGCUCACGUCGGUCUCUACAUAACGAUCUUCCGCUUGACGACUACACAAUGGACAUCGACUUUGACGACCUUGAUGGUCCGUCAAAGGCUCCGGUGACGAAGGCUGGGAAGUUCGCCCCUAAAAACUCCAAGUUUAAACCAGCUGCUAAACCCAAGCGUGAACAAAAAUUAUCGGUUCCGUUACCGGAAUCGAAUCCUGUCACCAUUCCCAAGGUUGAGUUAGAUGAUUCAAAGCCGCCUCAGCAGGAGCCACCAUCGAUUGACUCAAUUUACUCCAAGACUGAAAUGGACCAACCCUUGCACACUGAUCCUACUUCCCAUGAUGCUAACGGUAGUGUGAAAAUGGAUGCUGAUGCUACGGAAAUGGAAAUAGAUAAUGAGCAGGAACCAGAUGAUGGGGAUCGAGUUGUUCGAGAAAUUGAUGUUUUCAUUACCUCUUCAGUUGAUGCUGAUUCUAAGGUAUAUGUCUUGCAAUAUCCUUUGAGGCAAAGUUGGCGGCCUUAUGAACUAGAGGAGAGGUGUGAGAAGGUUCGGGUGAAACCAGAAACUGCUGAAGUGGAGGUUGAAAUGUCUGUUCAAGUUGAUUCCGAAAAUUUUGAUGCUGAUGCUGAUGACAAAGCAAUGUCAAAGCAGGUAUUAUCAUCUUCAUGGAAGCCACCACCAGCAAAUGGUUAUGCUGUCGGGAUUCUGGUGGGCAAUGAGUUGCACCUCAACCCUGUUCAUGCAGUUGUGCAGCUCCGGCCGUCAAUGCAACAUCUUCAACAUCCAUCGAAGAAGAUGAACGCAACUCGUGAUGAGGACAUGAUUGAUUCGGCAGACAUCAAGAGUGAAAAAGCUAUAAAGCAACCCAAGAAACAAAGCAAGCCACCAGGACCUGUCAAUGAGCAAAAUGAAAAUACUAAAGAGCAGUGGAUUCCUCUCAAGUACCAUGGUGCAGCGAGUGAACUGUCAGAUACAUACAUCGGAAAGAUGGUUGCACAACCAACCUCUCAAAUACAAUUUUCCAUGAGCCCGUCUGAUUAUAUUGACUCCUUAUGUCCUGCCACUUCAAAUGACAAACUCAGAUCCAAAGGUCCAUCUAGAAGUUCUUUGCUCAAACUUCCGCUAGAAGAGCGUUACAAGACUUGGCUUUCUGAGGGUCCUCCGGUACAUCGAUUUACCGCUCUUAAACACCUAGCUCCGAAUGACAAUGAUGCAGAUAUUUUCAGAGUUCUCCAGAGUCAUGCACAAUUAGUUCAAGGAUUGUGGGUUGCAAAAAGUAAACUGAAAUAUAAGAAAGAUGUAGGAAAGGAAGUUCUGCUCAGAAAUUAUGUACUGCUUCAGUUUAGCAAAAAUCCCCUUUUUAAUGAAAUGCAGCUACCUAAAAUACCUUCAUUCAGCGAAACAAUUAAAGGCAUAUUGGAUGAAUUUGCAACAAGAAGAGAUUCUUGCAGGGAUUGGAAAUUUAAAGAGUGUCCAGAUGUUUCAUUUAUAAAAGAUUAUCCCGAUGUUGUUCAAGCACAAAAGAAUAUUUGGGAUCUCGUGGAGCCACAAAUAAACGAGUUUAUAUUUCGGCAGAGCUCGAAACAUAGUAUUGGGGAUAGGCGGGCUACAUCAAAUAGUACCAAUGAUGUUGUACCAAAAACCACUAACGUGCCACCUUCUAGGACACCGAUGCUAGAUGAAGCUCGAGAAGCAUUACCAAAGGCCCUUCAGAAAGUUUUUCAAGCUUACAAGGUUUGCAGCUUGAACCAAAUACGCCAAAGAUUGCGGGAUAUGGCAGUCUCGGAGAACACACACCGGAAGGGGACUCGAGAGGCGAGAGCUGCAGCUGCAGCUGCAGAUGCUCCUCAGGAGGAGCUUCAGAAAACCUUAAAUCAAGUUGCCGUUAACAUACAUGGGUCCUUUGUUUCAAGAUCAUCGCCAGAUCAUCCUCAAUACGAUGAAUUAAGGAAUAUUGUCAUCAACCUUUUUCUUGCUGAAGGACCCAAAGGGAGGCUAAAAAAGGCCUCCAUCUAUGCAGCUGCAAGUGUGAAGCUGAAUAGGGAAAUAACUAAUGUUGAGUAUCAAAAGGUGUUGAAUGAACUGUGCAUUUCACAAAAUUCUGCAUGGAUCUUGAAAAGUGGGGAUAGUCCAACAUAAAGAUGUAUUUUUCUCAUCUGGUGUCGGGUUGAACCAUGUUAUCGCUGGUGUUCUUCUGCAACAAUUCAAAUGAUUUUUUUCCCAGGAGUAAAUACGGUUACUUUACUAGUCGUAGUAAUAGUAGUAGUAGUAGGGAUGUUCGUGCUGCAGUUUGGGGCUAAACAACAAACCUUAUUGCCUAUCUACAAGUUGAGGAGUUACUUACAGAGGUAACAAAGUUUUUGAAGUUUUGAAAGAGAAUUGGUUAAAAAUAGCUAUUUUGAACAA
Molecule: messenger RNA, 2464 nt
Organism: Cynara cardunculus var. scolymus (artichoke)
Lineage: Eukaryota; Viridiplantae; Streptophyta; Magnoliopsida; Asterales; Asteraceae
Product: DNA-directed RNA polymerase III subunit RPC5
Exons: 15
Coding region: 125-2197 (690 amino acids)
Biological process (GO): DNA-templated transcription
Cellular component (GO): nucleus; RNA polymerase III complex
Source: RefSeq, a predicted model, not a curated record